GCUUUUCUGUGCAUUAGCGUGACGUGUUUCGUGAGGUAGGCUUGAUACAGAGGUGUGGCCAACAGGUACAUUCAGUACCAGGAAAACCUCAGGUGAGACAGAAAGCUGGUUGUCAGUUUCAGUUCAUCAUCAGAUCCUAUGCAAACGGUUUUCUUUAGCUGCCUCACCUUUACUAACUGACAAAUGCAGGGAAAACACGCUAGUAAGAUGUCUUUAGGAUUUGCCUUUGCUUUACUGCUGACACUCCAGAGUCUCCAGCUGGUUUCCACUCAAUCCUCUAAUCUUGAGAAUGGAGACGUAACUCCUUCACCAGUCAAUGGGAUACCUAAUGAACGGAACAAAGAAUAUAAUUCAAUCUCACCUGACAUUUCUUCAGGAUCCAUGACAUUUAGUGGGGAUGGUGAAUCUCAAGAUGGCAACCAGACUGUCAGAGCAGCUACAGGACAAUAUGUUGAUAACGCGAAUACAACCUCAUCACCUCAGACUACACUCAAUGUCAGCAGUAACCCAACAACAACCAAUGCAACCUCGAUCCCGCAAAAUAACACGAGCAAUCCGGUCACACCGAACCCAAACCUCGGACCGUCAGUAACCAAUGGCAGCCAUGUAAACCUCGCAGAGAACGACACCACAACUUCAAGUCCUGGGACUUCAACUACUAUUAAUACAGCUAGUACUACUUCUACUCCUGCUUUUAACAUCACGCAGAGCUCAACAUCAACAGUCAGUGGGAACUUCUCGACUACAAGUCCACCACAAGUUGAAAAUUACACAAAGUCUCCUAGUGAAAAUUCAACAAAUACGACGGCCUCUACAACAACUAUCAUGUACAAUCACACCAGUGUUGUACUGAUUAAUGACUCUAGCAAUGCGUCCACUACAACUUUGAACGCAACUGGGGUAUCUCUUGAUUCCAGAGGAAGCAUGGAUAGAGGUCUGUCUCCAGAUAUUCAACAACAAACCAAAAGUCAGGCAUGGGGAGCCAUUCUGGGUAUCGGUGUUGGAGUAGCAAUUAUUGCUCUGGUGAUCUUAAUCAUUGUGAAACGGAGGAACUACAGAGAUUUCUCACACAGGAAACUGGUGGAGGACAUGCCAUCUGAUCCAGUUCUCCAAUUGGACAACAGUGAGCCUCUGGAUUUGAAAUUUGAUGGAUUUGCAUACUACAAUCCUGGACUGCAAAGAGACAACAUCCAAAUGACUAACUUUCCACAUGGACACACUAACUAA
Molecule: messenger RNA, 1227 nt
Organism: Ictalurus furcatus (blue catfish)
Lineage: Eukaryota; Metazoa; Chordata; Actinopteri; Siluriformes; Ictaluridae
Gene: muc15
Product: mucin 15, cell surface associated
Exons: 4
Coding region: 184-1227 (347 amino acids)
Source: RefSeq, a predicted model, not a curated record